Kuraishia capsulata CBS 1993 is the source of this 849-nucleotide messenger RNA. RefSeq lists its product as uncharacterized. The transcript has a single exon. Bases 1 to 849 code for a protein of 282 amino acids. NCBI's taxonomy places the organism in Eukaryota, Fungi, Ascomycota, Pichiomycetes, Pichiales, Pichiaceae. Gene Ontology annotation, molecular function: protein-succinyllysine desuccinylase activity; NAD+ binding; protein-malonyllysine demalonylase activity. The record is from RefSeq and is a predicted model, not a curated record.
AUGUCUCUUACUGAAUUCAUCGCCGAUAGGUCUCGUUGCAAGACUAUAUUGGCGUUGGUGGGGGCAGGACUAUCAGCAGGGUCUGGUCUGGACACUUUCAGAGGAGCCGGUGGUUUGUGGAACAACUACAACGCCAUGGAUUUGGCCACUCCCGAUGCUUUCGAACGGGAUCCUUGUCUUGUUUGGCAGUUCUACGCAUAUAGACGGCAUUGUGCCCUGAAGGCCAAGCCUAAUUCUGGUCAUAAGGCAUUGUCCCAGCUAUCACGAUUGAGCCUGGAUCCAGAGUCGCGAUUGAGUUUUCUGACUUUGACCCAGAAUGUCGAUGGUUUGAGUGCGAGAGCAGGCCAUGACAAACGUGCAUUGCUGGAGUUACACGGAAGUUUGUUCAGUGUGAAGUGUACAAGUUUCGAGUGUGCCUACAAGAACGAUUUUAACAUGGACGAUCCAUUGGUCCCUGCUCUUAGUGUGCCAGAUUCUGGAGACUACCUUCCAGACCCUUCUCUGUCACCGGAGGACCUUCCUCACUGUCCUAGGUGCAAAACGGGACUUUUGCGUCCAGGCGUGGUCUGGUUUGGAGAGCCUUUACCAUUCCGGGUAAUUGAUAUGGCUGAUGAGUUCAUUAUGUUCAAGAAGGUGGAUUUGAUGCUGGUGAUAGGCACCAGCUUGACGGUGUGGCCAGCAGCUGGAUAUGUGGAUAUGGUAAAGAGUCGAGGGGGCAGAAUCGCAAUAUUCAAUACUGAGACGUCAUCUGAGUGUGAAUGGAGUGUUGAGGGAAAUGCAGCGGAAACUCUCCCUAAGGCAUUAGAGCCUUUAUUGGGGAUGGAGUAUUUGAAAGAUGAUAAUGACUAA